AUGAGGCAAGGGUUUUCAGAAGAACCAUCGAUUGAGCCACAAAUCCAGGCCAUUGACGAUGGAUCCACCUCCACAAGACUAGACGCGCCAAGCCCCAACAACAAGAAAGCUUCCAAGCCCACAUCAAAACAACACAAUGUCAUUAUUCAACCGCGUUUGCGUCCAAUGCCAUUCAAACUACAAGACAUUCCACCACCUGCCUUACCCGUACCGACUAAAGUACAAACUGUAAACGGUGUAAGCUACUUCCAAGUAGAGGACUUACCAGUGAACAGACGGGGAUUCAAGUACAAACUAUGUCGACCAAAUCCCCUCUUCACAUCAAAUUUUUAUUCAACAACCGACUUAUCGCCAUAUCAAGCUUGCGUCAGUCUAUUUGAUCGUUCGUCGGGGAUACUCUUUAGCCAGGAUUCAAUGUCAGUAACACUGCCUCAAGGGUGGAGGUCAGCUAGAAGUAAUGUGGGGAUAAGAGAAGGUUCAUACUACUUUGAGUUCAAAAUACUCAAUGCCGACGAAAAUAGCCAUGUCAGGGUCGGGGUUGCACGCAGAGAAGCGAGUUUGGAAGCACCAGUAGGCUAUGAUGCGUAUGGGUACGGUAUACGAGAUGUUGACGGGGAGUUGAUGUUUAUCAGUCGAAGAAAGAAUGUGUGUGUUGAGAAUGGGUUCACCACCGGCGAUGUUGUUGGGUUUCUAAUCGAGCUUCCCUCGUUGAAGGAGCAUAAGCGUGAGAUAAGGGAGUUUGUGGAGAGCAAAACGGCAGAAAUUUCUACUCAACAUCAGGCCAAAAAGAAAAAGACCAAAUGGAAGCAAAAUACCGUUGAACAAAAUGAAAUUUUCAACGCUCAUGAUAAUAUAGUCAGAGACCAGAUUCCUACAAAGUCAAAAGGUGCUCUUUAUUAUGAUCAGUAUGAAUACACAAAAACAAAGACAAUGGAUCAUUUAUUGAAUCCAAUCACCGUGUUUGGUGAAAAAGCAGUUAUUGAAAUGGAUGACAAGACAAAAAACAUCCCCGUAAUUGCCAAUUCUAGAAUACGAGUGUUCAAAAAUGGUGUUGAGCAAGAUUCGUGUAUUGAUAAUCUAUAUUCAUUCCUACCAACAAAUAUUGAAGAACGGGAGGAUCUCAAUCUUGAGCCAAAUGUCCAACAGCAACAGAAUCCGGGAUACAGAAACACCGAUGACAGCACAUUGGGGUACUAUCCCAUGUUAUCAACGUUCCAAAAUGGUGCAGUUCGAUUGAAUGCAGGCCCUGAUUUUGAAUUCCCUCCACCUGAGCCAGUAAAGCCAUUGAAUGAUCGAUACGAGGAGCAGGUGAUUGAGGAAUGGUAUUGGGAUGUGCUUGAUGAAGUUGAGGCACAGUAUUUGGAUAGUUUUGAUGACGAUAAUUGA
This is a messenger RNA of Lodderomyces theae, 1386 nucleotides long. It is a transcript of the gene ASH2, whose product is annotated as Ash2p. The record is from RefSeq and is a predicted model, not a curated record. Gene Ontology annotation, molecular function: protein binding; transcription cis-regulatory region binding. The transcript has a single exon. Gene Ontology annotation, cellular component: Set1C/COMPASS complex. Lineage: Eukaryota; Fungi; Ascomycota; Pichiomycetes; Serinales; Debaryomycetaceae. The coding region runs from base 1 to 1386 and encodes 461 amino acids.